UACCGGCUCCUCCCCUUCAGUCAGGUUCAGGUGUACCGGCUCCUCUCCUUCAGUCCGGUGUACCGGCUCCUCCCCUGGACUGGAAUGGCUUCCUCGGAUGUCACUGCACACUGGGAGCGUCUCAUUAUGUGCAUUAGAAGCUGCAGCUCCAUCUCAUUUCCUGCUGGAGGACGCCCAACAUCAUCUAGAGCUUUCCUCCCCUGCCUGCCAUCCCUGGCCCCGCCCAUUUCAUUUAUUAGAGCCCGCCUUAUUUCCUGGAUGGGGGACAUUCCAGCAUCAUCCAGCCUUUUCCUUCCCAGUCUGACUGUC
Messenger RNA from Staurois parvus, 309 nucleotides. The record is from the annotation of a GenBank genome assembly. Lineage: Eukaryota; Metazoa; Chordata; Amphibia; Anura; Ranidae.